UCCCCAAGUCUGCUGCCCCUCCCACCUAGCCCCAUGACAGGCUGGCCUGAUAUAGAUGGACAGGGGACUGGUUUAAAAUGACAGUCUCAAGUUCUUUUAGGAAGAGAAACCUAAUUCAAAGAAACAGCCAGACAAGCUUCUUUUCUUUGCAGGAAUAAUUAUUAUACCCCUUUACCAUGGCCCACCUGGGAGCCCAUUUUGCUUUUAGAUCCCGCUGGCAGAAGACCGACGAUGAACUCUGUCGACAUAGCAUGUCCUUUAUCCUGCACAGAGCCAUUAGAAAUGACUUCUUUCAGUGCUAUCUCUACCUGCUGGAAAAAAUUCCCCUGGUAAAAUUGUAUGCUUUAACAAGUCAAGUUAUCAAUGGUGAGAUGCAGUUCUAUGCCAGAGCAAAGCUUUUCUACCAAGAAGUACCAGCCACAGAAGAAGGCAUGAUGGGCAAUUUCAUUGAGCUAUCCAACCCAGAUAUCCAGGCUUCGCAGGAGUUUCUUAGAAAAUUUGUUGGGGGCCCUGGGAGAGCUGGAACUGACUGCGCCCUGGACUGCGGCUCUGGGAUAGGAAGGGUCAGCAAGAAUGUUUUGCUGCCAGUUUUCGACAGAGUGGAGCUGGUUGAUAUGAUGGAGUCUUUCCUACUUGAAGCCCAGAACUACCUGCAAGGCAAAGUGGACAAGGUAGAAAGUUACCACUGCUUCAGCCUGCAGGAAUUCACACCCCCCUUUGGGAGAUACGAUGUCAUCUGGAUUCAGUGGGUAUCGGGGUAUUUAACUGAUAAGGACCUGCUUGCAUUUCUUUCCCGGUGCCGAGAUGGCCUGAAAGAAAAUGGCGUCAUCAUACUGAAGGAUAAUGUGGCACGGGAGGGCUGUGUCUUCGACCUCUCUGACAGCAGUGUGACUCGAGACAUGGACAUCCUCAGGACCCUCAUUAGGAAAAGUGGGCUGUUGGUGCUGGGCCAGGAAAAGCAGCAGGGCUUUCCAGAGCAGUGCAUUCCUGUAUGGAUGUUUGCACUGUGCCGUGAUGGACUCUCCUGAGCAGCACUGAGAGUGGACAGCCACACUGGGCAGUGGUGCUUUGGGAAAGGAUGCCACCUCCAAGGUGCCUCUUGAAAUGCAAAGAGGGAUGGAGUGAAGGGAAGGGAUACAAUGCAUGUUGGGAAAUGAUUGAUGAUGUGGUGUGUACAGGUUUUUGGUGAUGAACUAAUAUGCACACUUGGAUGUGCACACUAAUACUCUGUGCAUAUUCUAAAAAAUGGAGUGAAACAUCAGGAAGAAUGCUUUAAGAAACAGCUUAUAGAAUUGAAAAAAAGAUCACACAUAAUCAACAGGAUUUUGUACAGCAAAGGAAACAAUUGAUAGAGUGAAGAUACAACCUACCAAAUGGAGAAAAUUUUUUCAGCUAUUCAUCUGACAAAAGAUAAAUAUAACCCAAGAAGUUUAACUCCAAAAGAACAGGAAAUCUUACUCAAUAAAUGGACAAAUGAGCUGAGCUAGUGUUUCUCAAAUGAAGCACAAAUGCACAAUAUAUACAUGAAACGAUGCUCAGUAUCUUUAGGCAUCAGAGAAAUACAAAUGAAAAUUAUAUUAAAAUUCCAUCUGACAUGUCAGAAUGACCAUUAUGAAGAAAACAAAAUAAAUGCUGGAAAGGAUUCAGGGAAAUGACUGGUGAUAUAGCUUAGUGGUCUAAAGUGCCUGCUUAGGCAAACUUAGGCAAGCGCAGGGAUCGUGGUUUGAUC
Octodon degus (degu) is the source of this 1729-nucleotide messenger RNA. It is a transcript of the gene Ntmt2, whose product is annotated as methyltransferase like 11B. Bases 177 to 1028 code for a protein of 283 amino acids. Gene Ontology annotation, cellular component: cytoplasm. Gene Ontology annotation, biological process: N-terminal protein amino acid methylation. Gene Ontology annotation, molecular function: N-terminal protein N-methyltransferase activity. The record is from RefSeq and is a predicted model, not a curated record. NCBI's taxonomy places the organism in Eukaryota, Metazoa, Chordata, Mammalia, Rodentia, Octodontidae. The transcript has 4 exons.